Molecule: messenger RNA, 1110 nt
Organism: Quercus lobata
Lineage: Eukaryota; Viridiplantae; Streptophyta; Magnoliopsida; Fagales; Fagaceae
Exons: 1
Coding region: 1-1110 (369 amino acids)
Source: RefSeq, a predicted model, not a curated record
AUGUCUCAGAAACAGAACGAUAAGCUAGCCAUGCAACGAGAGAUAGAUGAUUUGAAGAGAAAGCUGCACCAUGCACAGCAAAGGCGAUCUCGUUCUAGGCUUGACAUACCCUCUGACGAUGAAAGUGACGAUGACUAUAGACGAAGAUUAAGGACUCCCCCAAGUGAGAACUUUUCUCACGAAGAAGAGAACUACCGGAGGCGUAGGCGCAGAAGCCCAUCUCCUAGGGUUUUGGGAAACGAUGCCAUGAGCAGGGCAUUAGAUCAACUCUCUAAGUCACCUUUCACGCAUCACAUAAAAGGGGUCAUACUUCCUCGACGGUUCCAGCAGCCAACCUUCGCCAUUUACAAUGGUAAAACAGACCCUGUGGAGCAUGUGAGCCAAUUCAACCAAAGGAUGGCUGUCCAUUCUAAAAACGAGGCGCUGAUGUGCAAGGUUUUCCCAUCUAGCUUGGGACUAGUAGCGAUGAGGUGGUUUAAUGGCCUGAAGACGAAUUUCAUAGAUUCGUACAGGCAACUGACCCAAGCUUUUAGCUCUCGCUUCGUUACAAACAGCAAACCUCCUCGACCUUUGAGUGCUUUGUUGUCGCUAUCCAUACAUGAUGGAGAAACCAUAAAGGCCUACUCGGACAGAUAUUGGGAGACGUACAAUGAAAUGGAAGACAAUUUUGACGAUGUCACCAUUAUUACCUUCAAAAAUAGUCUCCCAGCCGAUCACGGCUUGAGUAAGUCUCUGAUUGGUAAGCCCGCCACCAGUAUGCGCCAACUGAUGGAUCGGAUCGAUAAGUAUAAACGAGUGGAGGAAGACCAGUUGCAAGGUAGAGGAAAAGAGAAGGUUAUCCCUCAGGAGAGGAGAGAUUUCAAGUUGGACCGGUAUAACAGCAACUGCCCGAUGAGAGAUUUCGUAGGGCAACCCGGAACAACCAACACACAGACUGUCAAUGCUGUAUUCCGAGAACCAGUACAUCGGGUAUUGGAGAAAAUCAAGAACGAGCCAUACUUUAGGUGGCCGAAUAAGAUGGCAGAAAAGUCCUCGAGGCACGAUCAAAACUUUUAUUGCCAAUACCAUCAGGACUACAAACAUACCACGGAGAACUGCAGGAACCUUUAG